GAAACUGCUGUCACCAUGUUUAAACCACUGUCAGACCACGACAGGAAAAAGCAGAUUUCUGUGAAAGGGCUCGCCGGAGUGGAGAACGUAACAGACCUAAAGAAGAACUUUAAUCGCCAUCUGCAUUUUACGCUGGUGAAGGACAGGCACGUAUCCACCAAACGGGAUUAUUACUUUGCGCUCGUGCACACAGUCAGAGAUCACUUGGUAAACAGAUGGAUCAGAACACAGCAGAGUUAUUACAAGAAAGACCCAAAACGUGUUUACCACAUCUCCCUGGAGUUCUACAUGGGCCGAACCUUGCAGAACACUAUGGUGAACCUGGCACUGGAGAACGCUUGCGAUGAAGCCCUAUAUCAACUGGGUCUGGAUAUGGAGGAGCUGCAGGAGAUGGAGGAAGAUGCUGGACUGGGAAAUGUAGGCCUUGGUCGUCUUGCUGCUUGCUUCCUGGACUCUAUGGCUUCUCUUGGUCUGGCUGCCUACGGUUACGGCAUCCGCUAUGAGUUUGGUAUCUUCAACCAGAAAAUCUCCAAUGGCUGGCAGGUGGAAGAGGCAGAUGACUGGCUCCGCUAUGGUAACCCAUGGGAGAAAGCGCGCCCAGAAUAUAUGCGCCCCGUCCACUUUUAUGGUAGGACAGAGCAUCACCCAGAUGGAGUUAAAUGGGUGGAUACUCAGGUUGUCUUAGCUUUGCCUUAUGACACCCCUGUACCCGGAUACAGAAACAACAUUGUAAACACCAUGAGGCUGUGGUCUGCCAAGGCCCCUUGCGAGUUCAACCUGAAAGACUUUAAUGUCGGUGGCUACAUUCAGGCCGUGCUGGACAGGAACCUGGCGGAGAACAUCUCUCGUGUGCUCUACCCCAAUGACAACUUUUUUGAGGGUAAGGAGCUCAGAUUGAAACAGGAGUACUUUGUAGUGGCUGCGACUCUGCAAGACAUCAUCCGCCGCUUCAAGGCCUCCAAGUUCGGCUCCAGGGAUAUCGUGCGCACAGACUUCAGCUCUCUGCCUGACAAGGUGGCCAUUCAGCUGAACGACACUCACCCUGCCUUAGCCAUCCCUGAGCUGAUGAGAGUGCUGGUUGAUGAAGAGAAACUACCAUGGGAGAAGGCAUGGGACAUCUGUAUCAAGACCUGCGCCUACACCAAUCACACUGUGCUGCCUGAGGCUCUGGAACGCUGGCCUAUCGACCUCUUCCAGACCCUGUUGCCACGGCACCUCGAGAUCAUCUAUGAAAUCAAUCGCCGCCACAUGGAGCGUGUGUCCUCUCUUUACCCCGGUGAUAUGGACCGCAUGCGCCACAUGUCUCUCAUUGAGGAAGAUGGACAGAAGAGAGUCAACAUGGCUCAUCUGUGCAUCGUAGGCUCUCAUUCAGUCAACGGUGUGGCACGAAUCCACUCGGACAUCCUCAAAGCUACCGUAUUCAAAGACUUCUAUGAGAUGGACCCACACAAGUUCCAGAACAAAACCAAUGGUAUCACCCCUCGCCGUUGGUUGGUGAUGUGCAACCCUGGUCUGGCUGAGGUCAUUGCAGAGAGAAUCGGAGAGGACUUCAUCCGCGAUCUGGAUCAGCUGAAAAAGCUUCGUAAUUUUGUCAAUGAUGAGGCUUUCAUUCGAGAUAUCGCCAAAGUUAAACAGGAGAACAAAAUGAAGUUCGCUGUGCACCUGGAAGAGCACUACAAAGUAAAGAUCAACCCCAACUCAAUGUUUGACAUUCAGGUGAAGAGAAUCCAUGAGUAUAAGAGGCAGCUGCUCAACUGUCUGCACAUUAUCACUUUCUACAACCGCAUCAAGAAACAGCCUAACAAGCAGUGGACCCCAAGAACAAUUAUGAUUGGAGGAAAGGCUGCUCCAGGCUACCACACAGCUAAAAUGAUCAUCCGUCUCAUCACAGCUAUUGGUGAGGUGGUCAACAACGAUCCUGUAGUGGGCGACCGCCUCAAAGUCAUUUUCCUGGAGAACUACAGAGUCACCCUUGCUGAGAAAGCGAUCCCAGCGUCUGACCUGUCCGAGCAGAUCUCCACAGCCGACACAGAAGCUUCUGGAACGGGCAACAUGAAGUUCAUGCUGAAUGGAGCGCUGACCAUCGGCACCAUGGACGGAGCCAAUGUGGAGAUGGCAGAGGAAGCAGGAGACGGCAACCUCUUCAUCUUCGGCAUGAGAGUGGAGGAUGUCGACGCUAUGGAUGCUAAAGGAUACAAUGCGUCAGAGUACUACAAUCGUAUUCCAGAGCUGAAGCAGGCCAUUGACCAGAUCAAAAUACUUAUACACAACCAAAAGAAAACAAACACAUUUGUACAGUAUGUGAAUCAAAUGUGUUUCUUGCUGCACAGGUUCAAGGUGUUUGCUGACUAUGAAGACUACAUCAAGUGCCAAGAGAAAGUCAGUGCUUUGUAUAUGAAACCUAAGGAAUGGACCAAGAAGGUGAUCCACAACAUCGCCGGUUCAGGCAAGUUCUCCAGCGACCGCACCAUCUCCCAGUACGCCCGUGAGAUCUGGGGUGUAGAGCCCACUCUGGAGAAGCUUGCUGCACCUGAUGACCCGAAAUAAACCUCCACCUGCCCAUCUCCAACCAAGAGCAACCUGAAUGAUUGAGCAAUACUAGAUGUUUCCUCUUCAAGAAUCCAGCUAUGCCUGUCUUGCUCUGUCUUGCUAUGGCAACCUGAACGCAAUCUGUCAAUUUUCAUGAUUUACAUAGGCUUAAGAUGCUUUUGGAAAACGCUCUGAAUCCCAUAUUCAGAAUAAGAUCCCAGAAGGACCUCUAAACUAUACAAGCACUUCAAAAUUCAAAAAAAAAAAAUUUUCCCUUUCUGAAAAGUAUGGAGGCCUAAACCUGCAGAAAUGAAAAAUAAAUAAAUAUAGAUAGAUAAACGUAAUAACAGGAAAAUAAAUAAAGAAAUAAAUGACUUGAUAAAAACAAAUAUAGUUUAUUUGUAAUAAAAUUCAAUCCUGAAUUAAUUUUUUAUUAUUAUUUUCUAUAUUUAUUUUUAUGUUUAUUUUUAUUGCUUUUAAAAUUUAUUUACUUAUUCUUUCAUUUAUUAGGGUUCCAAGAUAUUUUCACAGAAUUGCAUUAUUAUGUCAAAUUAUUUUAUAGCGUCAAUGAGUUUCUAGGUUGAUUACGCCUCAAACUCCCAAAAUAAUAAAUACAUCAAUAAAUAAAUUAAAUAAAUAUAAAAAUAAAUGCGUGAAUAAGGAAAUAAAAGUUAAAAAGAAUAAAAUAAAUGUAAAAAUAAAUACAUAAAGGAAAAACGUAAUAAAAAAAUACAUUCAGGGUUAAAUUUGAUUAUAAAUUAACUAGAUUUGUUUUUAUCAAGUCAUUUAUUUCUUUAUACAUUUUCCUGUUAUUACAUUUAUUUAUUUAUUUAUUUUCAGCAGGUUUGGUCCUCCAUAUUCAAGCACUGCAUAUUUGAAAAUAAAAAUAAAAAAUCCAAUUAAAUCCAAUCUCAAACAGUGUUGCAUUUGGCUGCUAGUUCUUAAAGGAUUAGGAACACGCUUAAAAUGACAAGAUUAUCAGUAAUGUGUGCAAAAUGGUUGGUGUAGGGGGUCACGGUU
Cyprinus carpio (common carp) is the source of this 3549-nucleotide messenger RNA. RefSeq names its product phosphorylase, glycogen, muscle A (gene pygma). Gene Ontology annotation, cellular component: cytoplasm. Bases 16 to 2547 code for a protein of 843 amino acids. The transcript has 20 exons. Lineage: Eukaryota; Metazoa; Chordata; Actinopteri; Cypriniformes; Cyprinidae. Gene Ontology annotation, biological process: glycogen catabolic process. Gene Ontology annotation, molecular function: pyridoxal phosphate binding; glycogen phosphorylase activity. The record is from RefSeq and is a predicted model, not a curated record.